Molecule: messenger RNA, 2384 nt
Organism: Cydia strobilella
Lineage: Eukaryota; Metazoa; Arthropoda; Insecta; Lepidoptera; Tortricidae
Exons: 11
Coding region: 171-1793 (540 amino acids)
Molecular function (GO): protein binding
Source: RefSeq, a predicted model, not a curated record
ACUAUGGCAACGGUUAUUAUUGGACAUAAUAUUUGUAAAUAAAAUCAAUUGAAUAGAUAGAGAAUAAACGAUUUUCCGUGAAUAAUUUGCAGAAUAUACGUUAAAAGAACAUUUAUUAUUAGGAUAUUUGACGGUUUAUGGAGUAGUCUUCAGUUAUUCGGCCAGUCACGAUGCCUGGCCACGAAGCGCCUUGCGUGGAACUUGGCAGCGCUCCCCCGACGCCGAGUGUCGGGCCGUCUCCGUCGCCUUCAGAAAUAUCAAGCACAAGUACUCCCGAGCCACAGAAUUUGCGACCGACACCUUUGUUUAGGGCGCUGGCUAUGCCGCCUCCCGAACCCGAGCAGCCGCCGGGGCAGGACGAGCUGGAGCGCCGCCUGCCCGGCUACCGGCGCAUCGUGAUACCGCGGGAUCUCACGCUCAUCGAGCUAUUGAAACAAUCGAGCGGCGCUCAGACCGACGAGGAAGUUCUCCGUAUUCGCGAGGCGAAGUUGCGCGUGAUCGCGGAGCAGGUCGGGCUGCGGCGGCUGCCGGUGCUGGCGCCGAGGCUGCGUGAGCUCACGCUUGACGGGAGCGCCGUCGCGACAUUGCGGGACCUUGGCAUCGGACUUGCGCGUUUAAAGAUCCUGAGCAUAAAUCGCUGCGGUCUGACGAGCCUCGACGGGGUGUGGGGCCUGGGCGCCUUGCGGGAACUCCACGCGGCCGGUAACCGGCUGCGCGACCUUCAACUCUUGGCCGGUCUUCAGAAAUUGCAUACGUUGAACUUAGCAAAUAACCCGAUAGCAGAGUCAAGUCGGCUCUGGACGUUGGGCGUGUGUGAUUCCUUGCGCAAUUUGACGCUGCGAGGCACCCCGCUGGCGGACGCGGAGGACUAUCGCGCGCGGGUCGAGACUGCUCUUCCCAGACUGCAGUAUCUAGAUGACCGUCCGAUGCACGGAGAUGACGAGGGUGCUCUCGAAGCAGUGUUGAAUCCCACGUUGAGUUCGGACUCUGAGAGCGAGUGCGAGGUGGACACCACGGCCACAUCCAUGACUCCUGACGUCUCCCUGGAACCGCAACCUGGACCGUCAAAUUCACAACUAGAGAGCCUAGAAGCUGAUAUCGAUGUUGUUAGCCCAUUGCGUGCCUCUAGGCGAAGACCGGCGACGACCGAGUGUGUGGGAGCAAGGCCGCGAGUGCAACUCCCGCCGCGGCCCAGCACCGCGCACUCGACGCGGGAACGAGCGCCGAGCAGGCUACAUGUGCUGAACACGCUCAUGGACGAGGAGUGGCGCAACAGUGGUAGCAGAUUGACUUCGCAACACCCAGUGUGUGGGAACAUAGCGAGGGCCUUGCGGCGCCCGCAGUCGGCUCAGCAGGCGUAUUUAGAAGAAGAAAAAAAGCUGUUAGUAUGCGAGAGUGUCGAAAACGCAAUGCGCGCUGUCGCGAAAGAGAUACCCCGCGCACCCUGCGUGGAGGAUUGGGCUCAGUUCAGAAAACUUACCGGCAUCGACAUUGAGAUCGACUUUGAAGCACGUCCACAAGGGGAUGCUAGCACCGCGUUGGAUCGUCUGGAACAAAUAGAAAAAGAUACGUUAGAAAGGCUGCAAGAAGAGGCUCUGAAGGAGUCGUGUAGUACAAAUAUACCGUCCACGUCGUCCGGGAGGUUCGACAUGCGAGCUCCGAGCGAAUGUGACGCGUGGAGCGGCUCGGGGGACUCGACCCGGGAGCCCCGCGGCCCCAGGCCAGACCCCAGGCUCGAAGUCGACGUGCUGUUUAAUAACAUUAUUGCUAUGGGUAUUGAAUCGCAACACUAAUUAUACAAUAGAGGGAUUUUAGAAUUACAAUUUUCGUUACUGUCACGGCUUGAAUAGCGAAUCUAAUGUGACAUGUAUGAAAAACCGGUUAAAGAAUGCAUGUUAGUAUUUGUAAAAACCUCAGUAAUUUCACUUAUCGAUUUUGAUUCUAAGACGUGCAUAACGUUAUUUAAAUAAACUGAAUAUAUUAGUGUAUUGAAAUAAUUAAUUGUAAAGGUUCAUCUUUUCGAUGUUAACGUAACGUAACACUUGUCACUUGAGGUAGGUGCAUGGUAGGCAUGUGACUUUUAAACCGGAAGUCGUGGGUUCGAGCCAGGUUAGGGGAAAUCCUUCUUGAGGAAAUUCCUUCCAUGGCUGAAUAACAAACAGUAAGAAACGGUUUUAGGGCUUAGAACAGACGGUCUGCAACUUUAACUUUUAGGUUUUGGUCAGUCAUGCCCUAGAUUAGUUUUCAUGUACCUAAUUUUUUUCAUGGCAUUUGCCCGUGUAAGAAUUCAUUAUGAAAACUACAAUUUUGCUUAAGGGCCGUCUUUUACUAGUAUCUAGUACUAGUAGUCAGAUUGUAGUGAGACUUACCUACAUGAGAAUAUC